This is a messenger RNA of Rubroshorea leprosula, 641 nucleotides long. The record is from the annotation of a GenBank genome assembly. NCBI's taxonomy places the organism in Eukaryota, Viridiplantae, Streptophyta, Magnoliopsida, Malvales, Dipterocarpaceae.
AUUACUUUUUUUAAAAUUAAUCUUAUUAGAAUUUCAUUUCAAGCGCAUGCGCAAACUUAAGAGUACCAAAGGGAAUAAAAAUCAUGUCGAGGCAUCAAUUGAUGAGGCAUUUAUAUUAUACGAGAUAUCCCACUUUUGCUCUCAUUAUUUUGGGGAUGAUGUUGAGACAAGCUGGAAUCAGCCUCCAAGGAACUAUGGUGGCAUUGGAACCAACGUCCUAGGAGAGGUUGAUGAUAUUUUUCAAGAUGAUGACCGCUCCAUAAUGCAAGGCUCUUCAUUAGUUAUAGAUUUAAUUGCAUACCAAUCACUUCAACUAUGUGCAGAAGGUGUUACAGAAGUUGAGGUUGAUGCUAAUACAUCUAAAGAAGAGGAGGACUAUAGAGAAGGAAAAGAUUCAAAAUUCGAAGGAAAUAGUGAUAAUGUUGAGGAUGAUGAUGAUAGCGAUGAUAGUGAUGAUAAUGAUGAUUAAUUGAAACAUUUGUAUUAUUACUUAUUAAAUAUAUGUAUUAAAAUUUCUUUGUCUUAUAUAUAUUGUUUUAUCAAGUUAUAUAUUUUUCAUUUAAAAUAAAAUCAUUGGAUGAUUGUUCUAAAUUUGUUACUCAUUAUUUGUAUAAAUGUAUUAAUAACUAUUUUGUUAUUCA